This is a messenger RNA of Rhopalosiphum maidis (corn leaf aphid), 1527 nucleotides long. Its product is annotated as zinc finger MYM-type protein 1-like. The coding region runs from base 1 to 1527 and encodes 508 amino acids. Lineage: Eukaryota; Metazoa; Arthropoda; Insecta; Hemiptera; Aphididae. The transcript is spliced from 3 exons. Gene Ontology annotation, molecular function: protein dimerization activity. The record is from RefSeq and is a predicted model, not a curated record.
AUGGAGUGUUCAGAUAUAAUAAGUGAAAUUUUAAAAAUAGGAAUUCAUAACUACUCUUUCGAACAUAAACUUCAAUUAAAAACGAAAAAACCAACACCACGUUUAAGUUUGGAAACGGUUGAUGGGAAAACAAUACGAAAAUUUCAAAUAUCAUGGUACACAAAAUAUGCGUGGUUAGCUGGAAGUAAAAAUCUAGGUAAAUUAUUUUGUUAUUAUUGUUUACUGUUUCGGGGAGAAAAAACAUGGGGAAGUGAUGGUAUUUCAGUUAUGAAAAAUUUUGAUCGUAAAGCAUCAAAACAUGCAAUAAGUAAAACACAUUUAACUUCCCAAGAACAAUUUAUGUUACUUGGGGCAAAUCGGAUUGAACAUGCACUGUCGGAAGGACGUCGUUUGGCUGCAAUUAAACAUAAUGAAAAUGUCGGUGUUAAUCGUCGAAUAUUACGUUUAAUACAUGUUAUUUGUUUUUUGGGAAAGCAAGAAAUAGCUUUUCGUGGUCAUAACGAAGAUAGUUCUUCUAUAAAUAAAGGAAAUUAUUUAGAACUUUUAGAUUUACUUUCUCGAGAAGAACAACUUCUCAGAGAACAUUUUAUGUCGAAUUCAGUUUUUAAAGGAACAUCAAGCGAUAUUCAAAACGAUUUAAUUUCCUGUAUUACUAGUGUGUUAAAAACUAAAAUUUCAAACGAAUUACAAAAAGCAAAUUUUAUUUCUAUUCAAGCUGAUGAAACAACAGAUGUAUCGUGUAAAUCUCAAAUGAGCAUUAUAUUUAGAUAUGUAGUCGAUAACAAAAUUGAAGAGAGGUUUAUAGGAUUUUUCGAUGUAUCAAAAGAUAAAUCUGCCUUUGGCCUAUCUGAAAUUUUAUUAACAGAAAUAAAAAAUUGGAAUAUAGGUGAUAAACUAGUGUGUCAAACAUAUGACGGAGCAGCUGUUAUGGCAGGGCAAAAGAAUGGAGUUCAAGCUAUUAUUAAACAGUCGUAUCCAAAAGCAAUGUUCAUACAUGGUUAUGCUCACCAACUUAACCUAGUGUUUCUACACGGAUCAAAAUCGAUAAAAUCUGUGAAAAUAUUUAUAAGUGAUUUGACUAUGUUUCAUACAUUUUUUAGUAGAUCGCCAAAAAGAAGUCAGCUUUUAAGGGAAAAAGGGUUUAAACUUCCUCAAAGUUGUGAAACGAGGUGGAAUUAUCACUCCAGAGCUGCUGCAACUAUUACUACCCAUUUUAUAGAAUUGAAAAAAGCGAUAACUUGUGUUACAGACGAAGACGACUGGGAUCCAAUAACUAUAAAUAUGGCAUAUGACAAUUUACUAGAUGUAUAUCAAGAACUUUCAAAAUUAUUACAAUUAGUAUUAUGCAUCCCUGUAACAACUUCUUCUAGUGAGAGGAAUAUGAGUGCUUUGAAACGUAUUAAAACGUUUUUAAGAAAUUCUAUGAACAAUGACCGAUUGUCAAAUUUGUCAUCACUGGCCAUUGAAAAACAAAUGUUGAACGAGUUAUCCACAGAUCCUACAUUUAUUGAUGAAUUAGUGCUAUGA